AUGUCUCUGGAAUACGUCAUUACGGAUGAUGGUGGACUAGAAGCCUGGGUCACAGCUGUGGGAAGACCGGACAUCACCUUUGAUGUUUCUGAGGAGGUGAAGGUCUGCUCCCGGCAUUUUGUAACAGGUAAACCAGCGUUGGGGAUGGUGCAGAUGGAUCUUGACUGGGUGCCAACGCUACAUUUAAAUAAUGAAGCUGAAAUAGUCCCAAGUCCAGACAAAAAGAAACCACCCAUGAAGAAAGGGAAGAACAUUGUGAAUACCCCAGUGAAGCGAAAAUGGAAAGAAGCAGUCAAAGAUACAGCGGAGCCUAUACCGCUUCAAUGGAAAGAGUUGAAAUCAUGUCUACAGGUUCUAAUGACAGACAAAAAUGAUCCCAAAGAAGUCACUCCAGCUGUGGAUAACAGUGCUCUUUCAUUUGAGGAGUAUUUCAGAAAUGCACUGACGGCCUCUUUAGACUCGUGCCAGACGAGUCAACAGAAGCGUCCGUCGUGUGGAAACUGCGUUCGUCUGGAGGGAAGGAUCUCUGAGCUGGAGGAAAGACUGGCCACACCGCACCAGAUCCUGGGGCAAAACAUCUGGCCUCAAUGGACCGAGCCUCUCUCUCAAUCCACAGGAGAGCCAAGUUCGCCGUGUAAAGAAGACAAAAAAAUCCCUCCCCAGACAAACACGUUCAUGGUGAAUUUGAUCAAGAGGCACUGGUUUCUGCGCUUUUCGCCCAGCUCGAAUACAAUAUGGUGCCACGUCUGCCGCCUGUACGCUGGGAAAGGCUGUCGAAACUCCAAGUUUGUGACCGGAACGCGCUCUUUCCAAAACAGCGCAAUUGCCCUGCACACCAGGAACCGCAACCAUAAAGAGUGCGUGAAGAAAUUCAUGGCUCUCAAAAAUGCCAAAAAAACUGUCGGUCGCUUUCGCCGUUGA
Messenger RNA from Knipowitschia caucasica, 921 nucleotides. The record is from the annotation of a GenBank genome assembly. Lineage: Eukaryota; Metazoa; Chordata; Actinopteri; Gobiiformes; Gobiidae.